This is a messenger RNA of Arachis duranensis, 1282 nucleotides long. RefSeq lists its product as uncharacterized. Bases 16 to 513 code for a protein of 165 amino acids. The record is from RefSeq and is a predicted model, not a curated record. NCBI's taxonomy places the organism in Eukaryota, Viridiplantae, Streptophyta, Magnoliopsida, Fabales, Fabaceae. The transcript has 2 exons.
AAGAGAAAUAGAAUAAUGCAUCUGCUUGAGCCCGAAAACAAUAUCAAAAUAUUUUUAUUUUCUAUUUUAAUGGCCAUGAUGAGCUUGCAAACAGCACCAUCUCAUGUGUUGUGGAUUAAAUCCUUCCCAAGUUGGUGUCCAUUGAUAAGAUCCCAUAAAGCAUCAAAGCUCUCAGCACAAUCUAAAAACAAGAAUGCCACUCCUCACAGAUUCGGAGGAACGAACUAUCAGUAUCAUCACCCUGUUAAAUUUCGCAGAGAAAAAACGAGAACCAGAGCGACCCUUGAUGACACUGAAAUAGGACAACUUUCCUCAACCCCACUUCUUGUUGAGGACGACAAACCCAGCAAGGAAGUAGAGGAAAGUGUAAAAGUGCUAAAAGAUGCAGCUAAGACGAGAAAGGUAGCAGCAGAGAAGGUUCUGUCUGCACUUUCUAUCAUUGAGAAAGCGAAAAUUGAUCCUUCUGGCUUUCUUGAAACCCUGGGAGGCAAUGAAUCCCCUGGGAGGACAUGAAUGCUAAUUUUCACCGCUGAGGUGAACAUAUUUGUAUUACUUUUUUGUUUGCUCGUUCUUUGGCUAGUAGUUUGAUCAUGGCCUUGACAUUUGUUUUCAGUCUAUGGAGUAUGUAGUGAUAAAAUUAUGAUUCUUCCUCAGCUUAAUUUGCUCUGUGCUGCAUUAUUAUGAUUAUUGUUAUUGCUUUGCUCUCACAAAUAUAUUAAUGUUUUUGACGGCUCUGAUAUGUCAAUUCAAGUGAUUCUAGGGUUAUUAUAGUGUCACAAUCAUUCACACUAGAUUGCAGCAUAGCCAUCACGACUUCAUACACAGUUAUGAAUUAUGAUGGGAGCAAGUAAGCUAAAUCUUGGAGACAAACCCAGAGCAAUGAAGCUAGUAGACUAUUCCGUUCAAAAACUAUAUCUUGCGCAGCUUUGGAUGGCUAUUGAAAAAUUCGACAAAAUCAAUCUCUGGAAAGGGUUGCAGAGCUUCAAAGUCCCCUGUGAAUUCAACCUUCAUAAAAAGAUGCUUCACCUCACUUGCCAAUUUCAGCAUUUUACAUAUUGCAUCACAGCUCCACUGGACUCCUCGCAUCGACAGGAACUCCAGAACAUUGAGGUUUCCGAAAUCUAUCAUGUAUACCCUCCCUGGAAACAAUUAACAUGAGUUGAAAGAAAUAUAAGAACAAGAAAACACAGCAGGUAAGAAAAAACUAUAUGUACAAGAAUCACUUAAUAUGGAAAAUUACCCGAACUGUUGGAAAUUGAAAGCUUCUUCAAAUGCCCGGUUU